This is a messenger RNA of Anoplopoma fimbria (sablefish), 3921 nucleotides long. RefSeq names its product tripartite motif-containing protein 16-like. NCBI's taxonomy places the organism in Eukaryota, Metazoa, Chordata, Actinopteri, Perciformes, Anoplopomatidae. The record is from RefSeq and is a predicted model, not a curated record. Gene Ontology annotation, molecular function: protein binding; zinc ion binding.
UUCCUGACAGCUGUGAUUGAUUUAUUGCACAAUCACAUGUAAAGUAACUCCACCUUUUCCAGUACUGAAGUACUUUAGGAACAAUUUAAUAACCGUGAUAAUAUCCAAAUGAAAUGCUGCAUUCAGUUAAAUGAGAAUCAACAUCAGAAGGACUCGACGGCUGAAAGCAACAACAUGUUCAGUCUCACUUUAAGUCAUGGAGACACAAUCAUUUAUGGUUGGUGGAGAUUCACGUUGUUCCUGAGGAGUUUUCUCAGUCGUCACUCAACCAGUGAGUGACUCAGCUUUUACAACAGGUGAAAUAUUUAAACACCAACAACAAAUAGAAAAUGUGCAGCUUAUAUCAGGUCCAGUCAUUAAGUCAUGAAGUGAAUAUAUGUGAAUGUUGAAAUGCUGCUUUGGAUCAGGAUGAUAUCCAGAAAUUCAACUCUUUUGUCAUAAAUGUUUCAAAGUAGAUCAUGAAAUUUGAGGGAAAAAUUAUUAGACAGCAAUUUAUAUAUUUUAUACCAGUUUAGUUUGAUGACUCUUUAUUGUCAGCCAGCUGUUUUUUAAGCAGUGAAAGAAAACUGAACAAAAUAGAGAAAAAGUUCAAGAGGAAUAUGUAGCCAUGACCAAAGCCUGAGGAGACAAGAAAUAUUUAACAACUAAAGAAAUGAAAUGUUUUCUAAUGUGGAGCAGGUUUUAACCGAGCCUUUGUUUGUGAAUGAGGAAACAACGUUCAGAUUCACAGCGCUGCUCCUCUUCCUGGAAUAAACCAGAGCUUGAUCACCCCUCCCUCUUCCUCCUGCUCUCUAACACAGCCAGCUCCACUCUGUCCACAUAUUCCCUUGUUCCCUCCCCUUCAGAUCUACAGUUUAAAGGAGAGGCGUAACCAACAUGGUGGUGAAGCACAAGAGCUGACAGGCCCAGUUCACUGAACAAACACAUGUUGUUCAGAUCAGAAGUCAAAGUACAGACGCUUCUAAGGAAGUGAAACUCAGACAGUCAUUGCCACAGAGAGGUGAAAUGGCGCAGAAAGGAGUUGAGCUGGAUCGGGAAACCUUCUCUUGUUCCAUCUGUCUGGAUCUACUGAAGGAUCCGGUGACUACUCCCUGUGGACACAGCUACUGCAUGAACUGUAUUAAAAGCUUCUGGGAUGGAGAGGACGAGAAGAAAAUCCACAGCUGUCCUCAGUGUAGGCAGACCUUCACACCGAGGCCUGUGCUGCUGAAAAACACCAUGUUAGCAGUUUUAGUGGAGCAGCUGAAGAAGACUGGACUCCAAGCUGCUCCUGCUGAUCGCUGCUAUGCUGGACCUGAAGAUGUGGCCUGUGAUGUCUGCACUGGGAGGAAACUGAAAGCCCUCAAGUCCUGUCUGGUCUGUCUGGCCUCUUAUUGUGAGAAACACCUCCAGCCUCAUUAUGAUUCACCUCCAUUAACAAAACACAAGCUGGUGGACCCCUCCAAGAAGCUCCAGGAGAACAUCUGCUCUCGUCACGAUGAGGUGAUGAAGAUGUUCUGUCGUACUGAUCAGCAGUGUAUCUGUUACCUCUGCUCUGUGGAUGAACACAAAGGCCACGACACAGUCUCAGCUGCAGCAGAAUGGACUGAGAGGCAGAGAGAGCUGGAGGUGAGUCGACAAAACAUCCAGCAGAGAAUCCAGGACAGAGAGAAAGACGUGAAGCUGCUUCAACAGGAGGUGGAGGCCGUCAAUCGCUCUGCAGAUGAAGCAGUGAAGGACAGCGAGAAGAUCUUCACUGAGCUGAUCCGUCUCAUGGAGGAAAGAAGCUCCGAUGUGAAGCAGCAGGUCAGAUCCCGACAGAAAAGUGAAGUGAGUCGAGUCAAAGAGCUUCAGGAGAAGCUGGAGCAGGAGAUCGCUGAGCUGAAGAGGAACGAAGCUGAGCUGAAGCUGCUCUCGCACACAGAGGAUCACAACCAGUUUCUACGCAACUACACCUCACCGUCAGGACUCAGCCAAUCUGCAGACUCGUCCGGCAUCGAUAUCCGUCCUCUGCGCUACUUUGAGGAUGUGACAGCGGCUGUGUCAGAAGUCAGAGAUAAACUGCAGGACGUUCUGAGUGAGAAGUGGACAAACGUCUCACUGGCAGUGACUGAAGUGGACGUUUUACUGUCCGAUUCACGAGUAGAGCCCGAGACCAGAGCUGGAUUCUUAAGAUAUUCACGUGAUAUCACACUGGAUCCAAACACGGCAAACACAUAUCUGUUAUUAUCUGAGGAGAACAGGAAAGCAACAUUAAUGAGUGAACAACAGUCUUAUUCUAGUCACCCAGACAGAUUCACUACAUGUUGUCAGGUCCUGAGUAGAGAGAGUCUGACUGGACGUUGUUACUGGGAGGUGGAGUGGAGAGGAGGAGCAGUUUAUGUAGCAGUCGCAUACAAGAAUAUCAGCAGAACAGGGAAUGAAUGUUGGUUUGGAUUCAAUGACAAAUCUUGGGCGUUACGUUGUGACAAAAACAGUUUUAUAUUUCGGUACAACAAUGUCCAAACUCCCGUCUCUGGUCCUCAGUCCUCCAGAGUAGGAGUGUACCUGGAUCACAGUGCAGGUAUUCUGUCCUUCUACAGCGUCUCUGAAACCAUGACUCUCCUCCACAGAGUCCAGACCACAUUCACUCAGCCUCUCUAUGCUGGAUUUGGUUUUUCUCAUGGAGCCACUGCUGAGUUCUGUAAACUCAAAUAGACAGAAGUCAUUUAAGGAACAGCGGGUUAAAUUCUGUGUUUUAAUUCUUAAACUCAUUUUGUUUCCAUCUUUGUUGCUGAGAGCUGAUUUUUCUUCACCUGUCAAUCAAACAUUAUGGGCGGUACUUUGACAUCUUCUCAUUAUUGUUGUGUAAAUGUUUGAGUCUCUUUAGGUGGCGCUCCUUCCUGUGUCUGUUUAGCCACGGAGGCUAUCACUGCUCAUGAUGAUCUUUAUUUACCUGAACUGAUAUUUCUCUGCAUGAAAACAUGAAUUUCUCUGAGCUCUAAAUGUUUUGAAUAUAUAUUUAAUUGAUGUGUUUAUUGUUGUGUCUAUUCAACUGCAUGGGUCUUAAAGAGAGAAAGCACCAGAGCUUCUUUAUCUAAGAUAUUUUGUUCUCAUCACUUUUUGUAAAGAUAUCCUAAAGUUAAAUGAUGUUUAUACUUUUUGAUGAAUUAAUUGUUGUUCUUGUUUCCAAAUUCACAUACAAAUAAUGUACUAUGAUGUAUUUUUCAACUAAUUAUCAUGAUCAUAAUCAAUAAGAAAAUAAUUUAUUAUUCUCUUUUACAUAACUGAGAUUCUGGUCAAACAAAUUGAUUAUGUGGAUGAAGUGAAUCUGAACAUGAAAUCAUUGAACAAGAGUCAUUUAACAGACUUUAUUAAUGGGAUGUGAACAAACUGAAGGUUGACAUGAUAAAUAAAGUUUUUCUUGUUUCAAGAAUGAACAAAGUAUUUGUCUUUUAGUCUUAUUUGACAGGGUAUCAUACAAAGCUGAUGGAGAAAAUACUAAACUGAUAUGAGAGUAUAACUGAGUUAGUUUUCCAAAAAGUUACUAUUAGAUAAUGCCUCAUUUGCAUAGUCAAACAUAACUUCUCAGAAAACUUACAAUACAAAAAAUAAUUGUCUUAGUCCUCAACUGGAGGAGGCUCAAAAGUCAUAAAAGUGGUGUUCAUUUGUGAAGAAAAUACUUUUUAUGAAUGGUGAUAUGCCAUAGAGCUUAAUAUCUGCAAUAAUCCAAAAUUAAAUGUAAGAAUCUCUUUGGCUUUUUGUCAAAGGAACCAGUGUGAUGUUAACUUCCAGGUUGAUCUUCAUAAAUACGUCAUCCCUGCAGCACCCUCUAGUGGUGAAAAUGACUACCAAAGUAAAAUGUAAGAUUUCACAAGUUUACUCGAAGGCACCAUGUGUAGGUUUAAAAAAACACUAUUUGACCUCACUGUGACCUCAAUAUGUUAACAAAACACAUAAAAU